Eimeria mitis is the source of this 3099-nucleotide messenger RNA. RefSeq lists its product as uncharacterized. Lineage: Eukaryota; Apicomplexa; Conoidasida; Eucoccidiorida; Eimeriidae. The record is from RefSeq and is a predicted model, not a curated record. The coding region runs from base 1 to 3099 and encodes 1032 amino acids. The transcript is spliced from 5 exons.
AUGGGGGGCUCACCGCCAGCUAACAUAUACGGAUUCAUCCGGGGGCCUCUUGCUGCUGCUCUUCUUCUCGUUGCUGUCGCUCAGCAGCAGCAACAUGCAGUGGCAGGCCCGGCGGGAGCCCUCUUGGGUUCUCUGCAAGCAGGUCCUCUCUUUCUCCGUUCCCCCCCCCCGCAGCAGCAGCAGCAGCAGCAGCAGCAGCAGCAGCAGGAGCAGAGUGAAGCAGCAGCUGCUGCUUUGACCAGACCAGGAGCAGCAGGAAGAUCCCUAAAGCUGCCGCUGCUGCAGUCUGUCUUCGGCAGCAGCAGCAGCAGCAGCAGCAGCAGCAGCAGCAAAACUCCUCUGGGGUUUAUCGUUGGUGCUAUAGAUGCAGCAGACACAGCUAGAAAGACAGAGAAACCACCGCCAUUCCUGACCGGGUUUGCUGCUGCUGAGACACCGCUGCUGCAGCUGCCGCAGCAGCAGCAGCAGCAGCAGCAGCAGCAGGAGACGGAGCAGCUAGACCCCCAUCAGCAGCAGCUCCUGGAGCAGCUGCUGCUAAGACCUGCUGCAGAUGAAAUGCCUAUGCAGCAGCCUGCUGCAGCAGCAACAACAGCAGCAGCAACAACUGCAGCAGCACCGAAUGCAGCAGCAGCAACUGCAGCAGCAGCACCGAAUGCAGCAGCAGCAACUGCUGCCACCCCACUUUUCUUUGGGCCUCCACUGCAGCAGGUACAGCAGGUAGACGCACACCAGCAGCAGCAGCAGCAGCAGCAGCAGCUGCAGCAGCAACAAGAGCAGCAGCAGCCACAGCAGCAGCCGCUGCAGGUGCACCAGCUCUGGCAGCAGCUGCCUCCACUUCAGCUGCAACUGCCGCAGCUGCAGCAGCAGCAGCAGCUGCAGCAGCAGGAAGAACCGCAGCAGCAGCAGGAAGAACAGCAGCAGCAACCGCAAGAGGAGCAGCCAGAGAUAUCUAAUUUAGCUGCAGAUGCUGCUGCUGCACCUGCUGCAGCAGCAACAGCAGCAACAGCAGCAACUCUGCUACCAGCAUAUCCCCAGCCCCAGCAGCAGCAGGAGCAGCAAGAAUACCUGCAGCAACAGCAGCAGGAGCAGCAAGAGCAGCAGCAGGAGCAGCAGCAAGGACAGCAGGAGCAGCAGGAGCAGCAAGAGCAGCAGCAGCAAGAAGAGCAGCAGCAAUCUGAGCAGCAAAUGCAAGUAGAGAUGCAGCAGCAGCAGCAAGAAGAGCAGCAGCAGCAGCUAGAACAGCAGCUAGAGCAGCAGCAGCAAGGAGAGCAGCAGCUCGAGCAGCAGCAGCAGCAGCAGCAGCAGCAAGAUCAGCAGCUGCAGCAGCAGCAGCAGAUAGAGCAGCAGAUAGAGCAGCAGCUGCAGCAGCAGCAGCAGCUGGAGCAGCAGCUGCAGCAGGCACAAGAGGAAGCCCCCAUGCAGCAGGAUCUGCUGCUGCAGGCCUUACCCGAGAUACCGCUGGAGCAGCUGCAGCAGCAGCAGCAGCAGCAGCAGCAGCAGCAGCAGCAGCAAGAGGAGCAGCAAGACGACAACCACAAGCACGAGGACCCACAGCAGCAAGACACGCAGCAGCAAGAGCUGCAGCAGCAGCAGCUGCAGCAAGAUGCAUUGCCGCUGCAGCAGCAGCCUCUAGAACAGCAGCAGCAGCAGCAACUGUUGCUGCCGACCCAUGAUACAUUACAGCUGCAGCAGCAACAGCUGCAGCAGCAACAGCAGCCAGACGAGCAGCAGCAAGCAACAACUGAACUGCUGCAGGAGCAACCGCAGCAGCAGCAACUGCAGCAACCAGAGCAGCAGCAGCAGCAGCAGCCGCUGCAGGAGCAGUCUGUGCAGCAGCAAACUCUGCUGCAGCAACAGCAGCAACCGCAGCAGCAGCAACUGCAGCAACCCGAGCAGCAGCAGCAGCAGCAGCAGCAGCAGCCGCUGCAGGAGCAGUCUGUGCAGCAGCAAACUCUGCUGCAGCAACAGCUGCAGCAAGAACAAGAUCUAUCGCAGCAGCUGCAGGAGCAAGUGGUGCAGCAGCAGCAGCUGCAGCAGCAGCAGCUGCUGCAGCAGCAGCUGCUGCAGCAGGAACAACCUCUACAGCAGCAGCCUCAACAGGAGCAAGCCUUUGCACUGCAGCCCCUGCAGCAGCAAACGCAACAACUGCAGCAGCAGCUGCUGCAGCAGCAACCACUGCAGCAGCAGCAGCUGCAGCAGCAACCGCAGUACCCGACAGAAGCAGAAUUGAGGCAGCAGCUGCAGCAGCUGCAGGACCAGCAGCGUUUGAUUUCGCAGCAGCUGGAGCAGCAGCAGCAGCUGCAGUUGCUGCAGCAGCAGCAACAGCAGUUGCAGCAGCAGCAGCAGCAGCAGCUUUCACUGGAGCAACAAGGGGGUGGUUUAGCACCACUACCGCAUGACCCCUAUUCUCAGCAGCAGCUGCUGCAGCAGCAGCAACUGCAGCACCAGCUGCAGCUACAGCAGCAGCAGCAGCAGCAGCAGCAGCAGCAGCAGCAGCAGCAGCAGCAGAUGAAGGGCCCUGAGGGUGUGUAUGAUGAGUCAGCAGAGAUGCUGUCUUCUUAUCUCGAGGCAGCCCCACUGAAGGCCGUUCCUUUGCAUGCGCCUGGGGCCCUGCAGCAGCAGCAGCAGCAGCAGCAGCAGCAGCAGCAGCAGCAGCAGCAUGUGCAGCCGGACGCUCUCUCUGCAGCAGCAGAAUGGCAUUCACAGCAGCAGCAGCAGCAGCAGCAGGGUUUGUCCCCGCAGCACUUUGUGCAGCCAGACGCGCUGUCUGCAGCAGCAGAAUGGCAUUCACAGCAGCAGCAGCAGCAGCAGCAGGGUUUGUCCCCGCAGCACUUGCUGCAGCAGCAGCUAGUGCAGCAGCACCUCGAUCGUAUAGGCGAGGGUUUAAACCCCCCUGUGUCUCCCCCUCUACCAUCUCCUGAAGCAGCAGCAGCAGCAGAAGCAGCAGCAGCAGCAGCAGCAGCAGCACCACCACCACCACCAGCAGCAGCAGCAGCAGCAGCAGGAGGAGAUACUGGAGCUAGCUUGCUGCUGCGUCGACCCCUAGCAGCAAUAGAGAACACAGAGCAGCAAACGUUGCUGCAGCAACAAAUAAAAUAA